AAAAAAAAGGCAACUUGUUCGACCCCUUCGCAUAAACCCUAACCUGACUAUGUUGUGGUGCCGCCUGGCCCUCUCUGGGUCCCUUCUCCCGUCCGCACGACUCGCCGGUGCUCACCGCUCUUACAGCGUCAUCCACAGGGCUAACAAGCGUAUUGUCUUUAUCAACGGUCCUAUCUCCGACGACACGUCCUCUGACGUCAUUGACCGCCUUCAUUUCCUUGAUUCCGAAGACCCCUCCAAGCCCAUCCACCUCUACAUUCACUCCGAUGGGGGUUCCGUCAAUGCCGGCCUCGCGAUCUAUGACGCCAUGCAGGACAUCCGCUCCCGGAUCUCCACCCUCUGCAUUGGUCAGGCCUGCUCCAUUGGCUCGCUACUCCUUGCGGCUGGCGCUCCUGGCGAGCGCCGUGCCUUCCCCCAUUCCGAGAUCAUGAUCCACCAGCCAUCUUGUGAGAUCUCCGGCCAGGUCGGUGUCGUGGCCAUCCGUGUCAAGGAGAUUCUCAAAGUCUAUGACCGCCUCAUCAUGAUCUACAGCCGCCACACGGGACAGCCUAUCCAGCGAAUCGAGCAGUGCAUGGAGCGUGACAUGGACAUGUCCCCUGAUGAGGCCAAGGAACUUGGGCUGGUCGACGAGGUAAUUGUCCUGCCUUUGGCACUCCGGUGCUGAUCAAGAUUAUGAUGGAAGGGUGGCCAAGGAACCAAAAUGAAGGGGAUGGAUUGUUCUGAACGACUGCUGAUCGUGGUGUGCCAUACUUGCUGGAAAGAUUGUAUAUUUAUCUCCUCUAAUGUCUUACUUUCACAUAUUUGUCGUUUGGUUCCACGGGAUGGUUUGUUCGGAACGACUACGGAUUGUGGUGCUUCAUACUUGUUGGAAAGAUUGUAUAUUUAUCUUCCGUAGUGUCUUAGCUUUCACAUAUUCAUCGUUUGGUUCCACUCGAUUGUUUCUUUCUAAUCAAUACUUUUGUAGGCUUUUGAAUUGGUGUGUGCAAUUAUGUUAU
Messenger RNA from Zingiber officinale, 995 nucleotides. RefSeq names its product ATP-dependent Clp protease proteolytic subunit 2, mitochondrial-like. Gene Ontology annotation, biological process: protein quality control for misfolded or incompletely synthesized proteins. The coding region runs from base 50 to 664 and encodes 204 amino acids. The transcript has 2 exons. Gene Ontology annotation, cellular component: endopeptidase Clp complex. The record is from RefSeq and is a predicted model, not a curated record. Lineage: Eukaryota; Viridiplantae; Streptophyta; Magnoliopsida; Zingiberales; Zingiberaceae. Gene Ontology annotation, molecular function: ATP-dependent peptidase activity; ATPase binding; serine-type endopeptidase activity.